AUGACCAACAUCCGAAAAACACACCCAUUGAUAAAAAUCGUCAACAACGCAUUCAUCGACCUCCCCACUCCAUCAAACAUCUCCUCAUGAUGAAAUUUCGGCUCCCUGCUUGGCCUGUGUCUCAUCACACAAAUCCUAACAGGCCUAUUUCUAGCAAUACACUAUACACCAGACACAACAACCGCCUUCUCAUCAAUCACACAUAUUUGUCGAGACGUUAAUUACGGCUGAGUAAUCCGAUACCUACACGCAAACGGAGCCUCCAUAUUCUUCAUCUGCCUCUACGCCCACGUAGGGCGGGGCCUAUAUUAUGGCUCCUACACUUUCCAAGAAACAUGAAACAUCGGAGUGGUUCUGCUAUUUACAGUAAUGGCCACCGCAUUUGUAGGCUACGUCCUACCCUGAGGCCAAAUAUCAUUCUGAGGAGCAACCGUCAUCACCAACCUUAUAUCCGCAAUUCCUUAUAUCGGCACCACCCUAGUAGAAUGAGUCUGAGGUGGCUUCUCCGUAGACAAAGCCACAUUAACACGCUUCUUUGCCUUUCACUUCAUCCUCCCCUUUAUCAUCCUAGCACUGGCAAUGGUCCACCUCUUAUUCCUCCACGAAACAGGAUCCAACAACCCCAUAGGAAUCCCAUCCGACAUAGACAAAAUCCCAUUCCACCCCUACUACACAAUCAAGGACAUCUUAGGCGCCCUACUGCUAAUCUCAGCACUACUCACAUUAACCCUAUUCGCACCAGACCUAUUAGGAGACCCUGACAACUACACCCCAGCAAACCCACUAAGCACCCCGGCACACAUUAAACCAGAAUGAUAUUUCCUAUUUGCAUAUGCCAUCCUACGAUCCAUCCCUAACAAACUAGGGGGAGUCCUAGCCCUACUCCUCUCCAUUCUAAUCCUGAUACUCAUCCCAAUACUCCACACCUCCAAACAACGAAGCAUAAUAUUCCGACCCUUCAGCCAAUUCUUAUUCUGAACCCUAGUUGCAGACCUACUAACCUUGACAUGAAUUGGGGGCCAACCCGUGGAACACCCAUACGUAACCCUAGGCCAACUAGCAUCCAUCCUAUACUUCCUCCUAAUUCUAGUCCUAAUGCCACUGACUAGCCUCAUUGAGAACAAACUCUUAAAAUGAAGA
Messenger RNA from Kogia breviceps (pygmy sperm whale), 1140 nucleotides. NCBI's taxonomy places the organism in Eukaryota, Metazoa, Chordata, Mammalia, Artiodactyla, Physeteridae. The record is from the annotation of a RefSeq genome assembly.